Messenger RNA from Ochlerotatus camptorhynchus, 6414 nucleotides. Its product is annotated as guanine nucleotide-binding protein G(q) subunit alpha. NCBI's taxonomy places the organism in Eukaryota, Metazoa, Arthropoda, Insecta, Diptera, Culicidae. Bases 1141 to 2202 code for a protein of 353 amino acids. Gene Ontology annotation, cellular component: heterotrimeric G-protein complex. Gene Ontology annotation, molecular function: G-protein beta/gamma-subunit complex binding; G protein-coupled receptor binding; guanyl nucleotide binding. The transcript has 9 exons. The record is from RefSeq and is a predicted model, not a curated record. Gene Ontology annotation, biological process: adenylate cyclase-modulating G protein-coupled receptor signaling pathway; phospholipase C-activating dopamine receptor signaling pathway.
CUGCUCUCGGCGAACAAUCGGUGUUCCAGGAUGAGUGAUGGAUACUUCUGUCGACCUGCUAGGAUAUUGUUUCGAUUUAUCCUGCACAAUGGACGAUAGUGAAGCGAAAAUAGUGCCCCAUGGACGCGUGAGUGUUCGGUGUCGGUAGAAACAGUGGAAUUCGCCGCUGGUACGGCCUCGAUAGUGCACUAAUUCGAACAGUGAAAAAGUCUAGUUUUUCUACCACAGAAUCUUGUGUGAAAAUUUUGGGAGCGGCAGGAAGGAAUAUAUUCUGAACGGAUGAGAAGAUUUGAGGCAGAAUUUGUCGUUUGUCGAAAUCAGAAUUAACGUGAAAAAAUAGUACAUAAAACAGUGAUAUAUGAUCAGCGGAACAGGCCGUUGCGGCAAAGUUCAGUGGAAUAACAGCAGCAGCCGUCGCCACCAGCAGCACCGCCGCCAUCGUUGCCGUCGCCAGGAGCAGGAGCAGGCGAAACUUCGGAUAACCAGAACCAGGACCGUUGUUAGCCGGUCCGUCUCCGCCUUCGCCAGUUGCCACAGUGGCGGUCGCAGUCGUUGCAGCUUAUAACGACCGCAUCCGCUAGACGAGCGACGACAACGACUUAGCGCGAUCAUCGUUCGUUUUCUUCGUCCUUUGUCACACUCACAGUCUAAGUCCCGUCUAAGUCUUUUGUUUCCUCAUCGUUCCUCGUUUUAACUUGUUUAAUCAACUACAUCUGCCCUGCAUGCGUGGCUAAUUUCUGUCCUUCUGAGUUUCGCUGCUUAAUUUGAUUUGAGCCUGGAAGAAACCACCCACGAAAAGCAAAAAAAAAAGAAAGGCGUGCGGGGUGUCAUUGCAGGGUGUGCCGGCCAAGGAAUAUCGUGUGAAGCAACCGAGUAAGCCGAAAGAAGUAAUAAUCAAAUUAUUCAGUGUUCAGCCCCGGUGGUGGUUCUCCGGUGUGCGCUGUGGUAGUUAUUUGUGAUAAUACAAAAACACGGGACAGUCGCGCUCCGAACGUGAGUCCGGUGCGGUACCCAUUCCCGUUCGGACGACGACCAACGGCGCAGACCAGCAGCAGGAGCAGGAGCCAAGAUCUCCCGGCAACGAUCGCCGUCAAAGUGUGACCACCCUCACACUCAACUCAACACACGACACAUCCAACCAUGGAGUGCUGUCUGUCCGAGGAGGCCAAAGAGCAGAAGCGUAUCAAUCAGGAGAUUGAGCGGCAGCUGCGACGAGACAAGCGAGAUGCCAGACGAGAGCUGAAGCUAUUACUAUUAGGUACCGGUGAAUCGGGUAAAUCGACAUUCAUCAAACAGAUGCGUAUCAUCCACGGUAGCGGUUACUCGGACGAAGACAAACGUGGCUUUAUCAAACUAGUGUACCAAAAUAUUUUUAUGGCAAUGCAGUCGAUGAUUCGGGCGAUGGACCUGCUAAAAAUACAGUACAGUGAUCAAACGAACACCGAACAUGCGGAGCUGAUACGAAGUGUAGAUUUUGAAACGGUGACAACAUUCGAACCGCCAUACGUUCAAGCAAUCAAGGAUCUGUGGGCUGACGCUGGCAUCCAGGAAUGCUACGACAGGAGGAGAGAGUAUCAGCUAACAGAUUCCGCCAAAUAUUACCUAAUGGAAAUUGACCGUGUGGCGGCGACCGACUAUCUUCCAACGGAGCAAGACAUUCUGAGAGUGCGUGUGCCCACGACGGGAAUUAUCGAGUAUCCCUUCGACCUAGAGGAGAUUCGGUUUAGAAUGGUCGACGUCGGGGGACAAAGAUCUGAAAGAAGGAAAUGGAUUCACUGUUUCGAAAAUGUGACAUCAAUUAUCUUCUUAGUGGCACUGUCCGAGUACGAUCAGAUUCUGUUCGAGUCGGAGAAUGAGAACCGUAUGGAAGAAUCGAAAGCUUUAUUUAAGACUAUCAUCACGUAUCCGUGGUUCCAGCACUCGUCGGUGAUCCUGUUCUUGAACAAAAAGGAUUUGCUGGAAGAAAAAAUUAUGUAUUCACAUUUGGUAGACUACUUCCCAGAGUACGACGGACCACAAAGAGACGCAAUAGCUGCCAGAGAAUUUAUACUCCGCAUGUUUGUAGACUUGAAUCCAGAUUCGGAAAAGAUUAUUUACUCGCAUUUCACAUGCGCAACAGAUACCGAAAACAUUAGGUUUGUGUUCGCUGCCGUAAAGGAUACGAUACUGCAGUCUAAUCUAAAGGAGUACAAUUUGGUUUGAACUACAACGUCGUCUUCGUCAUGGUCGCCGUCGUUGCCGUCGUGGCCGUUACCGAAAUGUCGCCUCUACUCUUUUCCUAGUACGUUGAGUUGCCACACGCGUCGCCAUCGCAUGCGCAACAGAAGCAGCAGCAGCAGCAGUAGUAAUAGUAGUGGUAGUAGUAGCAGUAGCAUUAGAAGCAACAACAUCAACAUCAACAAUAAAGACAGUAGCAAUGUUUACCAUCAUUACCAUCACCACCGCCACCAUCGCCAUGGACAUCCCCACAAUGACUUCAGCUAUUGUGUUGCUGGGAUCUUUGUUGCCAAAGUACUAGUUGUCGAAUCGUCGCCGUCAACAGAAUCACCGCGAGAGGUAAAACGUUGCCAUCGCAGCAAUGGGUAAGAGGCAGAGAGAAAGGGCACUAAUACUACUGUAACUGUGCGAAAAAAAAUUUAAAAAAUAAAACCCAUAAAAACAAGAACAAUAGAAACGAUACACGUUAGAACAAGGCUACCACAAAAAAUAAUCGAAGUUCAUUCGCACACAAAAACACGUGUAGAUUUACAAUUUAAAGUUGAAACGUAACGGUACCAAUCACACAUACAUUUAUACCUACUUAUUUGUAAACCAAUAGGUUAUUGUGCGCGAGCUAAAAAAAAAAACAAGCAAAACGAAUGGGUAGUAUUGUAAGCGAUUUUCGUUGUUUCUUUCCGGAGCGAAUCAAUCGGCCGGGGGACCGAGCCGAAACGAGAUUAAGCCACUACUUGCCAUUGUUUCUCCGUGUGGCGACGCGCGAAGGAAGCGAAUCGAAUGCAUUAUGCAUAGUUUAGUUUUUCACACAACUACUAAUUGGUAUGGCUCCCCCUCCCUCGCGGAGGUGUUUGAUUCGGUUCUUUUCGGAAAGUCAGAAUGGGAAUUGCUCGGGUGCGCAGUUGCUUUGAAGAACUCGAAGUCGUUUUUAUCGUUCAAACGGAACAACUUUAUAACAGAGAAUUGGGUAGUUUUGCUUCUUGGUUUUACUGCUGGGCUAACUGCGAGAGAUCGGAACAAAGCAAAGGAAAAGAGUAAAACUUCUUUUAUUUUAUGUGCAUUUCUUAAUUGUUAGGGUUUAAAGAAUAGGAAUAUGUACCAAUAAACAAGAAAAAAAAGGAAAACUAACCAACAGAAGGUAGGAGAAAGUAUAAACAAGUAUAAAAAAAAAAUGCAAAACAAAUUAUGAUGUAAAGGCAAACGAAUGCGUUAGGUUUCCCGUUUUCUGUCCUCUCCUUUGAUUCGCGGAAAUCGUUUUAAUUUUUGUUGUUGUUAAUAAUCUCCUUCUCGGUUUACUACUUUUAGUUGACGAGUGUUUGAGUUUGUACAGUCUUCUGUUAUUACGAGCGGUUUAGAUGAUAUUUAUUUAAUUUAGUUUUUACAUUAAAUUAUUAGUUUAUUGAAAAUCGUACGCAUUGUUUUUUUUUUAAUAUUUUUGUUUGUUUUAUUAUGUUCCCAGAUUUUUGUUAGAUCUUAUUCUCUUAUAGCCACCGGAUAAAUCAAUUGAACAACACCCUCCCACACAAACACACACAUACAUAGACACGCGCAUAUAACACAUAUACGGCGAUAAUUUAGCACUUUUUUAAAAACUACACAAGCUGCAUACAAUGCGCUGGAAAAAAAAUAAAACAAUCCGUACACCCACGCAUACACGCAUAACUAGGUACACAAAAUUGCAUUAAACAAAAAAAGGAUGAAUGUUUAUAUAUUUAUACAUAUACAUUAAAGAAAAAGAUAAGGAAAUAUAAAAAGUCAAUCUAUUUAUUCAGCAAUUUUUAGACUUAUUUUUCUGCACACUGACUAUCAUUUUUAAGUGUAUUAAGAAGAAGUCGAUUUUGUUUUUUUCUUUUUCUAAUACUGGAGCUUCCCUCGGGGUCUUUACCUGCACACCGAUCAGCUCACUUACCCGUUGCUUUGUGUGCAUUUGAUAGUAUUUCUUUUCAAACGAACUACUGCAAAACUCGACUUAGUCUGUUAUCCGCUUCUUACAUUUCCGGGAAUGUUUCCUUGUAUACUAAGCCGCAUGAAGUAAGUACAGAAUUAGCGGAUUGAACGGCCUUUGAAAAUAACUAAAAAAAUAGUAGGAUUUCACUCAUUUAAAAAGAAGAUUAGCUCCAUCAAGUAUGAGUUUUAUUUAAAUUAGGGGGAUUAGAAGUAAAGGGGAGCAAGCGAAAACCUAGAAAAAGAACGAAAAUUGCAGUUUUCGCCAUUCACAUUGGGGGCUGUCCCAUAAAAUACAUAGACACUUUAGGAAGGAAAUGAGAGUAUUAAUAAGUGUGUACCGAUCGUAUUAUCUUAUUAAAGUGACGGUUUCUGUUUGUCACUUGCACUCCUUUCCUUCCGAUCCCUUCAAUUCAGUGUUGAGUAAGCUAAAUUUACGAGAAUGAGUGUCAUUCGACUCGAUUUUGAGUUACUUUCAACGGACGUGUUCGGUGCGCUUCAUCCCAUGAUAAGUGCUGCCAUCUAUGUCUAACUGGUUUCAUCCAAAAACAUUGAUGGCAGCACUGCUUAUAGGUUAAAACGAAUCACAUUAAACUAAUUUUGCAUAUAUGCGUAUUUUUUGCGGUUUAAUGUAAAAAUUGUCAUCAUUCGAAUUUAAAGCAGCGGGGCAUCAGAGUUGAUCAGUGCGAAUCGAAUUGAAUCGAUAGCCAGGUAAUGCGCCUAAUAGGAAGUGCCCGCGCGGUCCCAAAAUUUAGUUGUAAUUUUUACGUGAAAAUACUGUGACUGUGAGAUAUAAAGUAAAUAAUCAUUUAUACACUUGUAGUAAGCGCUAACAUUUUUUAACAAUGUUCAUUGGUUUAGUAAUACUGUCCUUCUUCCCAAAUAUGAUGAGAGAAAGAGAGAGUAAAAAAAAAACUAGCAGCCAAGGUUAGAUUUGCGAGCUUGCAGGGUGUACCAAGUAGGAAUCAAAAUGCGAAAUGCAGAUGUGAAAUUAACACAUACAUGCCCACACGAACACACUUACUGAAUGUACAACAGUAUGUGUAGGAACUGUUUUCUACUGAAAUGUUCUUUUAGUUCUUUUUAAAUUUUCCUUUCAUUUUUGUUACGACGAGCAUAAUUUAGUGUAUGUAAAUUUGUUGUUGUGUUUUUAAGGUUAUUUUCUAUUUAAAUUAUCCACUUUCCUUCGCUCGAUGUGUGUCCGCCGAGAAUCGAUCGAUGCUAUUUUCAGCUGGAACAAUACACACAUACACAUGCGCAAGUUGAGGGGAAAAAUCAGUCAAAUUCGUACUACCAAAUGCAUAGGAAGCAUGUGAGAAAAAAAACAAAACCACAUAAAGCGAAAUGGAAGCAAAACAUACGACAACACGCUCAUUUUGUUUCGCAAACGGUAAGAAAAAGCACAGAAAACCAUUUUAAUGUGUAAUAUUAUUCAUAAUUUUAUACCUAAAUUUAAUGAUAACAAAAGAAAUUGAAAUUAAACAAUUUAUACGUCGUUUUCUCGCAUGCGGAAACGAUCCAAUUGUGGAUGCAAAAAAUAGCGCAAAGCAAAUCCCGAAAGGCAAAGAAACACAUACACACAUGUAAAUAUUUCUUAGUGAUCCUGAAGAAAUUUUAUGAAAUUACUGGCAGAAAACAAGCCAAAUCGGCACACGUGCGAGAGCAUUGAUGAUCGCAGCAUAUACUUUUCCGUUCUUUAUCUGUGUAAUUUGCGCUGUUUUUACUGCCGCCAAAUUGCGCUUCAUUUCACAUACAUACAUACACAUAAAAAUACACACUCCUACGGGCAAUGAAGAGAUGAAGAAGCCAUAAAUGAAAUACACUCACACAUUCAUUCAUUCACGCUCACUUAAACGCACACAUGUACGCAAGUUUAAAAGUUAAGAGAGAAGUAUUCACACAGAAAGCAAAACGCACUCAGCCAGUACGGGACGGUCACCAAUACAUUCAAGUAGCGAGAGUACUGUAAACAUUCGUGGCGUGCUGGACCAUACUGUCCCACACCACCAAGCACACAACUACACACUCACACAGAGAGCGAAUAGAAAGCGUUUAACCACUCAACAUGGAAGGAAAAUAGUCACUAAGAUGAAAACAAAAACAAUGGCAAAUUUCGACCGACGUUUGCUUCUUCAAUGAAAAAAAAAAACAAAAAUAUUUAUAGGGAAGUCAUAGAGCAACGAAUCAAGCUAAAAAAAACAAGUAAUGCAAAAAACAGAAAUUUUGCUCUAUUUUGUAUGACACACAAACACACAC